Molecule: messenger RNA, 621 nt
Organism: Epinephelus lanceolatus (giant grouper)
Lineage: Eukaryota; Metazoa; Chordata; Actinopteri; Perciformes; Serranidae
Gene: cabcoco1
Product: ciliary associated calcium binding coiled-coil 1
Source: RefSeq, a predicted model, not a curated record
CAACAUGUCCGGUGGAGCAACUCGUCGUGAAAAGAAAGAGCAACCAAAAAAAGAGACGACUAUUUUCCUCCAGUGGGAAGCUUCGCCACUCCAACAAAUCCAAGAGCUGCUGAGGAAGAGUACGGAUGAACUUCAGAGUGAAAUAGCAGAGAUUCUGGGCUUCAGGAGCCAUCACAUCUGUAUGAAGGAAGCUGCUCUGCUGGAUUACUAUGUCUGUGGUUUCUGGUGGGCAAAAGAGGCCAACUUCACCCCCGUACAGAUCUCCUUCACCAUGGCUUUACUGCACAUGCUGCUGGAUAACAUAAGAGAGAAACAGAUGGCUCUAGUGGAGAACUUAAUGGAGUUUGCUAAGGCCUUAGGUGCUGCCAGCCAGUGCUCACCUUCAGAGGAAGACACCACUCCACUUCUGGAAAGAGAAGAAGCCAUGGAACUCGUAAAUUACAUCAGAAACAGUCUGUUUCAGAAAUACAGCCUCUAUGAGCUUCUCUUCACCACAUCCAGAGAAGAGCUACUGACAGGCAUGGAGAGGGCCAUUGAGGUGAUUAGCUGUCAGGAUGCUCUCGCUCCAUCAUCAGAAGACAUUUCCACUCACCUCUACUUCCAGUAAAUGGCUCUGAAAUA